Messenger RNA from Camelina sativa (false flax), 1102 nucleotides. RefSeq lists its product as uncharacterized. The record is from RefSeq and is a predicted model, not a curated record. Lineage: Eukaryota; Viridiplantae; Streptophyta; Magnoliopsida; Brassicales; Brassicaceae.
GUAAUCGGCAGUAAUCACUCUGGUCCAGCAGCAAGAGAUAAAUAAAAGAACCUUGGGGUGGGCUAAUUGGGAUCAUCAACAGCAAAUUUUAGGGCUUUCGUUAGGGUUCAUGGAGGUGGAGGAGUUGUUUGAUUGGGAGCUGCUUCAUGGCUCUGACACGGAACCAACUGAUUCUAUCACGUCAGAGAAGAAACUGGAGAGUUCAAGUGUAAUCGGCGUUGGUAAGAUCCUCUCUGAUCAUUUCUCUGUUGAUACGAUCCAUUACGGUGUUUUGGAACCUCCUGAUUCUUUCCGGGUCAAUUACGGGUCGGAUCCUCUGAAUCAGGAAGAGGAGAUUUGGGGUGAUAGUGAGGUCAGGGUAUGUGUUUUUGAAGCUCUUGAUGAGAAGCACCUCAAGAGUGAGGCUGCUGCUGAUGGAACUGGUGUUGAAGAGCCUAUUGAGGAUUCGAGCAAGUCUUGGUCUGAAUCUGAUUCAGGGGGUGAUGAAUUGGUUUCUCGGAUUGUGAAUGGUGAAGAUGAGAUUGUUUCUCAUAGUAGAGUUGUAUCUACUGUAGAAGUUGGGGAUGUGAGAUCUGGUGAUGAGUGUGAUAGUAGAGAGACAGUGUGGUGGAAGGUGCCAUUUUUGCUUCUCAAGUACUCUGCAUCUAGGGUUGAUCCAGUUUGGUCUGUUUCUUUGGCUGCAGCAGUGAUUGGUUUUGUUCUAUUGGGACGGCGGAGGUUGUAUGAUACGAAAAAGAACCCUCAAAGGUUCAACCUUAAAGUUACAAUUGAUGAUAAGAAGGCGUCGCAGGUGAUGAGUCAGGCAGCCCGACUCAAUCAAGUGUUCACAGAGGUAAGAAGGGUUCCUGUGAUCCGCCCUGCUCUGCCAUCUCCUGGUGCGUGGCCAGUUUUGAGCCUUAGAUGAGAAGGCGAUCAUACAACGUAUCAUCUUAUGUACCAACAGAACAGAAGCACAUGUUUUUGUGUCGUUCAUAUGCAUAGUAGUUUACAAUAUUAUCUAUCACUUUUGUAAGUCUUGGGUCUGUCAUGGGAGACGAGUGAUCAGUAUAGCAUUUGUGUCUCAAAGUGUUCGACUCGUAAAGUAAGAAACUGAUAACCAGAA